Messenger RNA from Dioscorea cayenensis subsp. rotundata (Guinea yam), 1058 nucleotides. Its product is annotated as B-box zinc finger protein 20-like. The transcript has 3 exons. Gene Ontology annotation, biological process: regulation of DNA-templated transcription; photomorphogenesis. Gene Ontology annotation, cellular component: nucleus. Bases 117 to 944 code for a protein of 275 amino acids. The record is from RefSeq and is a predicted model, not a curated record. Lineage: Eukaryota; Viridiplantae; Streptophyta; Magnoliopsida; Dioscoreales; Dioscoreaceae. Gene Ontology annotation, molecular function: zinc ion binding.
AACUCUACCUCCAUCAACCGUACUCUAAACUCUUGUGAUCAUCAAUAUCUUCCUCAAGCAGAAACACAAAAAAGAGAGAGAGAAAAAAGAAAAAAGAGAAAAAGAAAGAUAACAACAUGAAAAUACAGUGUGAUGUGUGCACGGCAGAGUCGGCCACCAUCUUUUGUUGCGCCGACGAGGCCGCUCUUUGCUCAGCUUGUGACCGGCGUGUUCACACCGCCAACAAACUCGCCGGAAAACAUCGCCGUCUUUCUUUAUCUUCAUCCCUGCAAUCUCCACCACUUUGUGAUGUUUGCCAAGAGAAAAGAGGUUUUAUUUUCUGCCAAGAAGAUCGAGCAAUACUUUGUAAAGAUUGUGAUGAACAAAUCCAUUGUGCAAAUGAGUUAACAAAGAAACACAACCGGUUUCUUUUAUCUAGUGCUCUUCGGCUUUCUUCGACUUCCAUGCCGGAGCUUACAACCACUUCCUCCGCCUCCACCGAGACAUCAAAUAUCACCACCAAAGCAAAUAAUAAUGACAACAACAAUGAUAACAACAACAACAACAAUAACAGUAGUAGUAUUUCUGAGUAUUUGAUCAAGACACUUCCUGGUUGGCGUGUGGAAGAUUUGCUUGAGGAAACAAUGGAUGAUUAUUUUCUGAUGGAGGAAACUGUUGAGGAAGAGUUACCAAUAUGGCAAGCUUUACAAGUACCACAAGCACCUCAGUCUGAAUUCUCCACUCAUGUCUUUAAUCUUCAACAGAUGAAGACAGUGAGUUUUGAUAACUUUCAGUUUAUGGCAAAGUCCGGGAGGCCGGAGAAACGGAGUAGUGAUGAUGUGUUUAGAGUGCCUCAAAUUCCUACUUUGAAUGUUGAGAAACACAAGAGAUCAAGAACUUUGAAUGCCAAUAGUUCAAUGCCGCCUUCCUCUACUUCUUCUUGUUGUUCUUCCUUUUGGUAUUAAUAAUUAAAAUUUUCAUAUUUUUUUGUUUUUUGUUUUUUGUUUUUUUUUAUGUGGAAUACUAUGUUAGCAGUUUAAUGGAGUAAUGGAUGGAUUUACAUAGAGAAAGUGUCUGAA